Molecule: messenger RNA, 1254 nt
Organism: Austrofundulus limnaeus
Lineage: Eukaryota; Metazoa; Chordata; Actinopteri; Cyprinodontiformes; Rivulidae
Gene: wdr91
Product: WD repeat domain 91
Biological process (GO): early endosome to late endosome transport; negative regulation of phosphatidylinositol 3-kinase/protein kinase B signal transduction
Cellular component (GO): late endosome membrane; early endosome membrane
Molecular function (GO): protein binding; phosphatidylinositol 3-kinase inhibitor activity
Source: RefSeq, a predicted model, not a curated record
ACACUGAACGGUAAAUAGUGUCCUGCUGCGGGWCGCGGGGUCAAAGGUCAUCAUGGGGUCGGCGGUGGAACGGACAGAUGAACACGUCAGGGAGUACCUGAUCUACAGGGGCUUCACCAACACCCUGAAGCACCUGGACCACGAGAUCAAGGCCGACAAGGAGAAAGGCUUCAGGGUGGACAAGAUCAUCGAGCAGCUGCAGCAGUUCGUCCAGAGCUUCGACCUGUUCGGCCUGAAGGACUACUGGCUCUACCUGGACAGGAGGCUGUUCUGCAGGCUGGAGGACGUCUACGGGUCCACCGUCAACAAACUGAGGACCAGUCUGUACCGCUACUACGUCAUCAACACCAUCCAGAAAGGAAAUCCAGAGAAGACUCAGGAGUUCUUCCAGAAGCAGGCGUCGGAGCUGCAGACUCAGGCCGAGUGGCGUGAUUGGUUCAUCCUGCCGUUUGUUCCCGCCCCCGAGCAAAACCCCGCCUUCGCCCCGUACUUCUCCCGCCAGUGGGCCGACACCUUCCUGGUCUCACUGCACAACUUCCUGUCUGUCCUCUUCCAGUGCAUGCCUCAGCCGGUUCUGCUGAGCUUUGAUGCUGAAGUCCAGAAGAUGACGGGUCUGGCUGAGGAGAACGAGCAGUACCGUCAGAUGCUGUUACUGGGCAGUGGCGUUGGAACCGUCAGGCUCUACGACACUGAAGCAAAGAAGAACCUCUACGAGUUGAACAUCGAUGAAACUCACCCGCGGAUCUUGUCUUUAGCCUGCAGUCCCAGCGGCUCGUCCUUCGUGUGUACGGCUGCAGCUCUGGGUCGAUCCGGGACCGUAGAAUCUGGACCUCGGCUCCCGAUCCCGGUGUCAGGUCAGCUGCUGCUGUGGGACACGAAGACGGUCAAACAGCAGCUCCAGUUCUCUCUGGAACCAGAACCUGUAGCUGUGAACUGCACGGCCUUCAACCACAACGGCAACCUGCUGGUGACCGGAGCUGCUGAUGGCGUCAUCAGACUGUUCGGGAGUUCAGCUACGAUGAGAACACCGUGUUCAGCGUGGGCGAGGACGGCAAGUUCAUCCAGUGGAACAUCCAUCGCUGCGGCGUGAAGCAGUCGGAGCAGGACCUCCCUCAGGACGCCACCGGACCCUUCGUCCUCUCCGGCUACAGCGGCUACAAGCAGGUCCAGGUCCCCCGGGGACGGCUGUUCGCCUUCGACUCUGAGGGACAACAUGUCCUGACCUGCUCCAGCUCCGGAGGACUCAUCUACAGA